AUGAGCCAGGCAGCCGGCAGCGGCGCGCAGGCCCUCUUGCCCUACGCUGAGCAGCGGAGGACGUCCGGCGGCAGUCAGUGGCUGGUGGUGGCAGGCGCUGGGCGUCUGCAGCUGAAUAUGGAUUCUUCCAAUAUUAAAUCAUACAUUGUUGAAAAUGUAGACGUCCGACUUUUAAAGAGAUCAAAAUGUUCAGAACUGAUGGAUUCUAAGUUAGACAAAGAUGUGAAUGCCCCAUAUCCUCCAUCACCAUCCAUCCAGAUGGAUUACAUGGAUAUAUCCUUCAAUAGUCAGUGA
Miscanthus lutarioriparius is the source of this 294-nucleotide messenger RNA. The record is from the annotation of a GenBank genome assembly. Lineage: Eukaryota; Viridiplantae; Streptophyta; Magnoliopsida; Poales; Poaceae.